This is a messenger RNA of Balaenoptera ricei (Rice's whale), 571 nucleotides long. RefSeq names its product synaptonemal complex central element protein 3 (gene SYCE3). The transcript is spliced from 4 exons. Bases 199 to 465 code for a protein of 88 amino acids. Gene Ontology annotation, cellular component: central element. Lineage: Eukaryota; Metazoa; Chordata; Mammalia; Artiodactyla; Balaenopteridae. Gene Ontology annotation, biological process: reciprocal meiotic recombination; synaptonemal complex assembly; spermatogenesis. The record is from RefSeq and is a predicted model, not a curated record.
CGUCAUUCUGAGGAGCCGCCUCGAGCCUCAGGCUGCGGAGGAGGAGGGCAGCCGAGGGGGAACCCGAGCGCGGGCGAGCUGGAGGGUAAGGUGACCGUGCUCCUGUCUGAGACCAGCCCCUGCACCAUCGGCAACCCUUUCUCCUGAUUCUGCAGCCUCUUCUGUACAGCUAAUCCUUUCCACACAGACCAAAGACAGAUGGCUGAUUCUGACCCUGGUGAAAGAAACUAUGACAACAUGCUGAAAAUGCUGUCAGACCUGAAUAAAGACUUGGAAAAGCUAUUGGAAGAGAUGGAAAAAAUCUCAGUGCAGGCCACGUGGAUGGCCUACGACAUGGUGGUGAUGCGCACCAACCCCACGCUGGCGGAGUCCAUGCGGCGGCUGGAGGGCGCCUUCCUCAGCUGCAAGGAGGAGAUGGAGAAGAAUUGGCAGGAGCUGCUCGACGAGACCAAGCGAGCGCAGUAGGCCCGCCCGCCCCGCGCGGCCCGAGCGGGCUUGGCCGAGUAGCAGCGACCCCGGAGCAGGGCUGUGCGCAGAGCUUGUUUCUCAGUAAACUUCUUUCCAAGCACAA